AUGACAACAUCAUCUAAAACCCCACAAUUUGGAAUGUUUAAACCAACCAGAGAUAAUAUUGACCUAGCAUGGCAGUUUAAUAGUGUAAAAGACAAGAAUAAUAGGAAGAAGGUGACAUGUGAUUUCUGUCAAGUUGAAACUAGUGGAGGAAUUACUAGAGCAAGACAACAUCAGUUAGGAAUAAGGGGAGACGUAAAAAGCUGCAGAAAAAUACCACCAGAUUGUAAGCUAUUGUUGCAGACAUAUUAUGAUGAGAAACAAGCACUAAAAGAUGGAAUAUUAAAUGAGAUGGAAGUUCAAAUUGACGAUGAUAUUAAUGAUGAUGUAGUUGAAAUAAGGAGAAUUCAAAGUGGAAAAAAGGCAAUUGAAGCCCCUUUACCGGCUGCCAAGAAGACAAAAGGUUCCUUGGAUUUAAUGUUAAUGAAAAAAGCAGAACACAAAUUGGGGAAAUACAAGAGACAAACAAGCAUAAUUGAUACUUGUGACAAAGAAGCAAGAGCAAGAACGGUACAAUAUAUUGCUCGUUUUUUUUACACAAACGAAAUUGCUUUCAGUGUUGCAAGAUCAAAAAGCUUCAAGUUGAUGUUGGAAGAAGUUGGAAAUUACGAUCUUCAUUUGAAACCUCCAAGCUAUCAUGAGUUGAGGGUUCCACUCCUUGAAAAAGAGUUGGAAUAUACAAAGGCUUUGUUGAAUGGUCAUCAAUUGCAUCGCGCAAAAUACGGAUGCUCAAUUAUGUCAGAUGGUUGGACGGACAGAAAGAAUAGGACUUUGAUAAAUUUCUUGGUGAAUUCCACAGCAGGAACAAUGUUUGUGAAGAGUAUUGAUGCUUUUGCCUACAUGAAAACUGAAAUUAAAAUAUUUGAGCUAUUGGAAAAUUAUGUUGAGGAGAUUGGUGAGCAAAAUAUUGUGCAGGUGGUUACUGACAAUGGAAACCUGAUGUUAGAAGAUAUCAGAAAGAUUGCUAAGGUUAAAACGGUUAUUCAAAAAGAGAUUAGUCUCGUUGACUUCAUUUAUAACCACACAUUGGCGUUGAACAUAAUGAGGAAGAACACUGACAAUGUUGAAUUGGUUAGACAUGGAGUCACAAGGUUUGCUACCACAUUUCUUACUUUGCAAAGAUUGCAUAAACAAAAAACCAACCUUAGAAAGAUGUUCACUUCAGAAGAAUGGUUGAAGUCCAAGGCAGCUAAUGAUCCUAAGGGAAAGAAGGCAACUCGUAUUGUACUUUUGACAUCAUUUUGGAAUGAUAUCAUCUACACUCUUAAGGUUAUGGAACCUCUUGUACAAGUGUUAAGACUUGUUGAUAAUGAGAAAAAACCUGCAAUGGGAUAUAUAUAUAUAUGCAGCAGUGAUCAAGGCUACUACCUAAAUCCGAAGUAUUUUUAUAGCAAACCAGAAAUUGAGAAUGAUCCCAUAUUGGUGGGAGGUCUUCACUUAUGCAUCAAAACACUUAGUGAAAGUCAUCAAAUGAGUGACAUGACUACAACACAAUUGUCAGAAUAUAAGAUUGUUAAUGGUCUCUUUGGAUUGAGUGGAGCAAUACGACAAAGGGCAACAUUAGUUCCCGUUGAGUGGUGGAAGACUUAUGGAGCACAUACUCCCCUUUUGCAAUUAUUGGCCAUUAAAGUGUUGAGUUUGACAUGCAGUUUUUCAGGAUGUGAGCGUAAUUGGAGUAUUUUUGAGUAUAUUCAUUCCAAGAAGAGAAGUAGACUUGAGCAUAAGAGGUUGGAAGACUUGAUUUUCGUUAAGUAUAACCAGGCUUUGAAAGAGCGAUAUGAUUGUCGUGAUGUGAUUGAUCCAAUCAUCUUGAAUGAUGAUGAUGAUUAUAUCAAUGAAUUUGUUGAAGAAUUAGUUUAUGCUGGUGAUAAUCAACUUGGACUGAUGUUGCCAAUGCAAGAAGUGGUGGUAGAAGAAGAUGUUGAAGAAGUUGAACCUAUUUAUGUUGAAGAUGAUGAGGAUGAGGAGGAGGAGAACGAAGAAUAUAUUGAAAUUGAUGGGGAAGAGGAGGAGGAAGAAGAGGAAGAAGACUAUGUUGAAAGAUGA
Messenger RNA from Cicer arietinum (chickpea), 2043 nucleotides. RefSeq lists its product as uncharacterized. Gene Ontology annotation, molecular function: protein dimerization activity. The record is from RefSeq and is a predicted model, not a curated record. Lineage: Eukaryota; Viridiplantae; Streptophyta; Magnoliopsida; Fabales; Fabaceae.